UAACCUCAAAAUAUGAGUUUUUGGCUCACGAAGAUCAAGCUAGUAUAAAAGCUAGUGUUCAGUGAAUUUUUACUGUUGAAUGAAUUAAAUCAGCGUUGGUAUAUGUCGGUGUUGGUUUUGUGUGAUAACUCUGUCAUUGUAGUGCGUUUUUCGUGUGAACCGGUCCUCAGAAUGCGUGAUCCGAUAACAUUAUUCGGCAAUUUAUGAUAGUGUGUGGUGACAGUGUUUAAUGACCAGGGGAGUGUUAAAGAAAUGAGUCACAUGGGUACAGACGACAGUAUGUCUGACGACGUAUUUGAAGAUGAGCUUCGUGCGCCGGCGCAGCGGACCACGCCCUCACCCACUGGCUACCGGGACUACCGGCCUAUGGAGUCACCUGCCCGUACUCUGAUCGACGAUGAUAUUCCUAUACAUAAGACAAUAUUGUUGGGAGACAGUGGAGUGGGCAAGACAUCGUUAUUAGUACAAUUCGAGACCGGCAAGUUUCAACCUGGGAAUUUCUCCGCUACCGUGGGUAUUGGAUUUACGAAUAAGGUAGUUACUGUAGAUGGUAUAAAAGUGAAGCUUCAGAUAUGGGACACUGCAGGACAAGAGCGCUUCCGUAGCGUCACUCAUGCUUACUACAGAGAUGCUCAUGCAUUGCUCCUUCUAUAUGACGUGACGAAUAAAACGAGCUUCGACAACAUACGAGCGUGGCUCGGCGAGAUCCGGGAAUACGCCCAGGAUGACGUAGUCAUUAUGCUCCUUGGAAACAAGUCGGACAGCGGCUUAGAGCGGGCGGUGAGGCGGGAGGAAGGGCAACGCUUAGCUAGAGAGUACCAAGUCGCGUUCAUGGAGACAUCUGCGAAAACCGGCCUGAAUGUGGAGGCGGCAUUUGCCCACGUUGCACGCGCUCUCGUCGCGAAAGCGAACCCCGCCGAUCCUGCCCGGCUUGCGGUGCGCGCGCAGCCGUCACAAGAACAACGCUCUUCCUGCCCGCCAUGUUCGUAAACGCGCCAUUUUCAAAAUUCGAACUUGGAUCCGUGGACCAAUAGAGUGGACGGUCUUUGUGUGUUUUUGUGAAAAUUGUAUAAAGCUACCUAGGCACUUCGUACACUUUGCGAAAACACAUUUUAAAAUAAAAUUAAUACCCAUAAUUAAUUAAUAUCCCUGUGAUUUGAAACUCACCCGUUUCCUUUAUACAACAUAUUAUAGCUACUUAUACUUUUUUUCCUUUUCGAUAAUUCAUGAUGCAAAUGUACGGUAAAUUAUGAGAUCCUAAUCCGGAGACACAUUUGUAAACUUAUUAUAUAGUUUAUAUACUAUCCUCUCAUGUUUACUGUGGGUAUAAUACUGCAGGUCCUAUUCAAAAUCAUUACUUUUAAAUGCAAUGUACACAUAUGUGUGCAGAGUUCUCGUGUAUUCAUAAUCACAAUGAGUGUGGGUCUCUUCAGUAAUUAUUGAGAGAGGAUUUUAUGAAUGAAUAUUAAGGUACUAAUAGGAACAUAAUAUAAUUGUAUCAUGUUUAGAUAAUGAUAAAAUUAUUUAAUAACACAUUGUCAUACAUUUACAAAUAACAGAACUAUAAUGCGAAUAAAAAUUCAAAUUUCCACUUUGCAUAAUAUCACAGAUAAUAUAAUGCUAUAGAUUAUACUUUUAUAUUAAGGUUAAUAUAUGACUUAUAUACUAUCAUACUAUACCAACAAUUUACGGGAUCACACACCAACCACGCUUUUGGGAGCACUCAUUUAUAAAGUGCUUACAGAAAGUCGAUUGGGUAAAUAAAUGUUUAAGUUGGAGUUAGACACUUAAAUAAUAAAUAUCACAUACGACAUAGUUCAGGAGUAUUAAUAAUUUGAUUAAAAUUCUAAAAAAGUACAUUCAUUGGUGAAAUUGUUAUACAUUUUUAAAGCAAUUUAAAGAUGUUCACUGUUUAGGGGUUUAAUAAUUAGAUAAAUUGAUAUUAACAUAUCAAGAAAAAAAAACAUAAACCUCUAUUACAGAUUGCAAAUACCUAUUUCAAAUAUAUACUAAAUGUUUUAUUAUAUAGAUCGCA
Messenger RNA from Zerene cesonia (dogface butterfly), 2035 nucleotides. RefSeq names its product ras-related protein Rab-37 (gene Rab26). The record is from RefSeq and is a predicted model, not a curated record. The coding region runs from base 253 to 990 and encodes 245 amino acids. Gene Ontology annotation, cellular component: dendritic spine; endosome; plasma membrane. The transcript has 6 exons. Gene Ontology annotation, molecular function: GTP binding; GTPase activity. NCBI's taxonomy places the organism in Eukaryota, Metazoa, Arthropoda, Insecta, Lepidoptera, Pieridae. Gene Ontology annotation, biological process: regulation of exocytosis; protein secretion; protein localization to plasma membrane.